GCCGCGCUCGGCUCUCCUCGGCAGGCUGCGGUAAAUCCGGGCUUGCGGCGUUUGGCGAGGCUGCGGCCGGUGGUCCCCGCUGCGCGCCGCGAGCCCCGAGAGCCAUGCACACGUUCCACGCCGUCCGCUGCGCCUUCUACCAGCUGCUGGUGGCCGCGCUGAUGCUGGUGGCCAUGCUGCAGCUCCUCUACCUGUCGCUGCUGUCCGGGCUGCACGGGCAGGAGGAGCAGGAGCAGUAUUUGGAGUACUUCCCGCCGUCCCCGCGGUCCGUGGACCAGGUCAAGGCGCAGCUCCGCGCCGCGCUGGCCUCCGGGGGCGUCCUGGACGCCAGCGGCGACUACCGCGUCUACCGGGGCCUCCUGAAGACCACCAUGGACCCCGACGACGUGGUCCUGGCCACGCACGCCAGCGUGGACAACCUGCUGCACCUGCCCGCCCUGCUGGAGCGCUGGGAGGGCCCGCUGGCCGUGGCGGUGUUCGCAGCCACCAAGGAGGAGGCGCAGCUGGCCACGGUGCUGACCCUCGCGAUGAGCAGUCACUGCCCCGACGUCCGCGCCCGAAUGGCCAUGCACCUGGCGUGCCCCUCGCGCUACGAGGCCGCCGUGCCCGACCCCCGCGAGCCGGGCGAGUUCGCCCUGCUGCGGUCCUGCCAGCAGGUCUUCGACAAGCUGGCCAGCGUGGCCCAGCCCGGGGUCAACUACGCGCUGGGCAGCAACGUCUCCUACCCCAACAACAUGCUGCGGAACCUGGCCCGGGAGGGGGCCAACUACGCCCUGGUGGUCGAUGUGGACAUGGUGCCCAGCGAGGGGCUGUGGCGCGGCCUGCGGGAGAUGCUGGACCAGAGCGACCAGUGGGCCGGGACCGCGCUGGUGGUGCCCGCCUUCGAGAUGCGGCAGUACCGCUACCGCCUGCCCGAGACCAAGGACGAGCUGCUGAAGCUCUACCGGAUGGGCCAGGUGCGGCCCUUCUACUACGAGGUGUGCAUGCCCUGCCAGGCGCCCACCGACUACUACCGCUGGGCCGACCUCCCCCCAGAGACCCUGCUGAGGCCUGCCUACGAGGUGUCCUGGCGGGACCCCUGGGAGCCCUUCUACGUGGCCGGAGGCAAGGUUCCCUCCUUCGACGAGCGCUUCCGGCAGUACGGCUUCAACCGCAUCAGCCAGGCCUGUGAGCUGCACGUGGCGGGAUUUGUUUUCAAGGUGCUGAACGAAGGUUUCCUGAUUCAUAAGGGCUUAAAAGAUCCCGUGGAGUUCCACCCCCAAAAGGAAGCCGAAAACCAGCACAAUAAGCUUCUUUACCGCCAGUUCAAGCAGGAGUUGAAGGCCAAGUACCCCGACUCCACCCGUCAUUGCUGAGUCCUUCCCUGCCCUCGUUUGAGAAGUGUCGCCUCCUCUCUCCUUGGGCUGCCCCUCGGGCCUGAGAGGGGUAAGAAUCGGCACUCCACUUGGCAAUGGUAGCUGUGGUGUUGGAACACUGGACUUUGGACACGGGGGGCUGGGAUCCAGUCCCGGCUUUACCACUGAGUAGCUGCGUGGCCUUGAGCAAACCCCUUUCCCUCUCUGAGCCUGGCUGCCCCGUCUGGAAAAAGGGAGGUGGGAGUAUCUACCUCACAGAACUGCUGGUUGGCUCAGAGGAUCAAAACCUUGGUCCCCUCAAUGCUAUAUGUGAAAACACUCCGUGUGAGCUUCGUCAAAAUGUGAAGUGUUAUUAAUAUUAUUACAGU
Messenger RNA from Pipistrellus kuhlii (Kuhl's pipistrelle), 1723 nucleotides. RefSeq names its product beta-1,4-glucuronyltransferase 1 (gene B4GAT1). Gene Ontology annotation, molecular function: glucuronosyltransferase activity. The coding region runs from base 105 to 1355 and encodes 416 amino acids. Lineage: Eukaryota; Metazoa; Chordata; Mammalia; Chiroptera; Vespertilionidae. The record is from RefSeq and is a predicted model, not a curated record. The transcript is spliced from 2 exons.